UGAAGCCCAGCUCGCUCUCGGUUGGAGUGCCAAAAGUCCACCACCUCCGAUUGCCGACCCAAACCAAACUCUCGGUAGCGCACGCCACCACCUGAGAGGCGCGAUGAACUCAUCGUCCCUCCUCCUCGGAACCUUGAGUCUUCCCGGUCGAGUGGUUUCAACGGGACCAGAACCUUCCCCCUUUCUGCACAUUGUGUCUCACGGGAGAACUCGUGCCUUACACCCCUGGGUCCCGCUGGUCCAGGGGUGCACACCUUGGCUAGCUCGGAUACCACGCUUCUCUUCAAGCUAUCGUCCUCAUCUCCUCGUCUUCAUAUAAGUCGCUCUUCGUUUCCCUCCGUCUGGUACGUUCCAUCUGCAAGAUACACUCAAGCGAACAACACCAAGCACCGCAAAACGAAGCCUAACCGCUAGUCCCGGAGACAUUAG
Colletotrichum phormii is the source of this 429-nucleotide messenger RNA. RefSeq lists its product as uncharacterized. The record is from RefSeq and is a predicted model, not a curated record. Bases 104 to 319 code for a protein of 71 amino acids. The transcript has a single exon. NCBI's taxonomy places the organism in Eukaryota, Fungi, Ascomycota, Sordariomycetes, Glomerellales, Glomerellaceae.